AUUUAUCAAUUAGUCAACCAAGUCAUACAGCAAAUCAACCUAACAUUGUUUCCCAUCCAAGUUCCACAACUCCUCCAUCUAUCCAACAACCAAGUUCCACAUCUUCACCUAAUGCUGCUGUGAAAAAUGAUCCCGCGAAUCCUACGAGUAGUGUAACACCUACCACAAAGGGUCAUUUUAAUCCGACUGCAAGUGUUACAUUGCCUUUGGAAACAAACACCAAGACAGCUGACCGUCCAAUGUCCACUGAUUAUCCCUCUAAGAUUUUAACCUCAGAUUCAUCUUCAGACGUUCCACCUCUUCCAUGGGAAUCGGUUGUCAAAGAUACAAACAUUCCCGCUGCCAUAGAAAUUCAAAUUAAAAAUUCUGUCGCAGAUUCACUUGGAAUCUCUUCUGAUGAUGUAAAAAUUCUGAGCAUAGAACGUUGUGACAAUGGUGGUGUUAAGGUCAAUUUUGCAAUUCCCACGGAUUCUGUUGAUGAUUUAUCAACUAUUGUAAACGAUAAGAGUAGCAGUUUUUAUCAAAACUCUCAAAUAUCUAGCUUAGUAGACGCUGUAGCGGUUAAUGAUGAUAGUGAUAAAAAAAAGGAUGAAAAGACUGUACCAGCAGGAACAUCACAAAACACAAUAUUAGUUAUGGGAGCAGUUCUUGGAUCUGCAUUUUUAUACACAGCAGCAACAGUACUAGCAGUUCGAGCUUAUAGAAAGCGUAAAGCUCGUUCUGAAGCCGAUAUGAUGGAUGGAAGAA
Messenger RNA from Racocetra fulgida, 747 nucleotides. Lineage: Eukaryota; Fungi; Glomeromycota; Glomeromycetes; Diversisporales; Gigasporaceae. The record is from the annotation of a GenBank genome assembly.